Molecule: messenger RNA, 5808 nt
Organism: Acinonyx jubatus (cheetah)
Lineage: Eukaryota; Metazoa; Chordata; Mammalia; Carnivora; Felidae
Gene: OGDHL
Product: oxoglutarate dehydrogenase L
Exons: 24
Coding region: 180-3200 (1006 amino acids)
Biological process (GO): tricarboxylic acid cycle
Cellular component (GO): mitochondrion; oxoglutarate dehydrogenase complex
Molecular function (GO): thiamine pyrophosphate binding; oxoglutarate dehydrogenase (succinyl-transferring) activity
Source: RefSeq, a predicted model, not a curated record
GCGUCACGUGACCCAGGUAAUUGGCUGGGCUCGCUGCUCACCCCCUGCGCGCAGUCCCUGACUUGCAGCUUCCAGGACUGCGCUGCCGCGCGGACCCGACGGCCCGAGUUCCUGCUGGUUGCCCUGAGGAGCCUACUUUCCCUCGCUUGAGAAGACCACCCUCUUCUCUUUACCGCAAAAUGAGUCAGCUGAGGCUGCUGCCAUCCCGGCUUGGGGCACAGGCCUCGAGGCUCCUGGCCCCACAUGAUAUCCAGAUGUUCAGCCGGCGCAGCAGGUCGUCUGGGCCACCGGCCCCCUUCCCAAGCAGCAAACGUGGAGGCAGCUCCAGUUACAUGGAGGAGAUGUACUUCGCCUGGUUGGAAAACCCCCAGAGUGUCCACAAGUCCUGGGACAGCUUCUUCCGGAAAGCCAGUGAGGAAGCCGCCUGUGACCCCGCUCAGUCACGGUUCCCUGAGAGCAGGCCAUCAAUCUCGAGCCGGACCAAGACCAGCAAGCUGGUGGAGGACCACCUAGCUGUGCAGUCCCUGAUCCGGGCCUACCAGAUUCGAGGCCACCAUGUGGCCCAGCUGGACCCCCUGGGCAUUCUGGAUGCAGACCUGGACUCCUUUGUGCCCUCGGACUUAAUCACAACCAUCGAUAAACUGGCGUUCUAUGACCUGCGGGAGGCUGACCUAGAUAAGGAGUUCCAGCUGCCCACGACCACCUUCAUCGGGGGAUCUGAGCAUACCCUGUCUCUGCGGGAGAUCAUUCGGCGCCUGGAGAGCACCUACUGCCAGCACAUUGGCCUGGAAUUCAUGUUCAUCAAUGACGUGGAGCAGUGCCAGUGGAUCCGGCAGAAGUUUGAGACCCCUGGUGUGAUGCAGUUCUCCAGUGAGGAGAAGCGGACCCUGCUGGCCCGGCUGGUGCGCUCCAUGAGGUUUGAAGACUUCCUGGCCCGGAAAUGGUCCUCGGAGAAGCGAUUUGGCCUGGAGGGCUGUGAGGUCAUGAUUCCUGCCCUCAAGACCAUCAUAGACAAAUCCAGUGAGAUGGGGAUCGAGAAUGUCAUCCUGGGGAUGCCACAUAGGGGCAGGCUGAAUGUGCUGGCCAAUGUGAUCCGCAAGGACCUGGAGCAGAUUUUCUGCCAGUUUGACCCCAAGCUGGAGGCAGCAGAUGAGGGCUCCGGAGACGUCAAGUAUCACCUCGGCAUGUACCAUGAGAGAAUCAACCGGGUCACCAACAGAAAUAUCACUUUGUCCCUUGUGGCCAACCCCUCCCACCUGGAAGCUGUGGACCCUGUGGUGCAGGGAAAAACGAAGGCAGAACAGUUCUACCGAGGGGAUGCCCAGGGCAAGAAGGUCAUGUCCAUCCUGGUUCACGGGGACGCUGCCUUCGCUGGCCAAGGCGUGGUGUAUGAGACCUUCCACCUGAGUGACCUGCCCUCUUACACCACCAAUGGUACUGUGCACGUCGUCGUCAACAACCAGAUCGGCUUCACCACAGAUCCCCGCAUGGCCCGCUCAUCACCAUACCCCACUGAUGUGGCUCGUGUGGUUAACGCGCCCAUCUUCCACGUGAACGCAGAUGACCCAGAGGCCGUGAUAUAUGUGUGCAGUGUGGCAGCUGAGUGGAGGAACACCUUCAAUAAAGAUGUUGUGGUGGACUUGGUCUGUUACCGCCGGCGUGGCCACAAUGAGAUGGAUGAGCCCAUGUUCACGCAGCCGCUCAUGUACAAGCAGAUCCACAGACAGGUGCCUGUGCUGAAGAAGUACGCGGACAAGCUCAUUGCUGAGGGCACCGUCACCCUGCAAGAGUUCGAGGAAGAAAUUGCCAAAUAUGACCGGAUCUGUGAGGAGGCGUAUGGCAGGUCCAAGGAUAAAAAGAUUCUGCAUAUAAAGCACUGGCUGGACUCCCCCUGGCCCGGCUUCUUCAAUGUGGACGGGGAGCCCAAGAGCAUGACGUGCCCGGCCACAGGCAUUCCUGAGGACGUGCUGACCCACAUUGGUGAAGUGGCCAGCUCCGUGCCCCUGAAGGACUUUAAGAUCCACACAGGCCUCUCUCGAAUCCUGCGGGGCCGUGCAGAUAUGAUCAAGAACCGGACGGUGGACUGGGCACUGGCAGAGUACAUGGCCUUUGGCUCCCUGCUCAAGGAGGGUAUCCACGUGCGGCUUAGUGGGCAGGACGUGGAGAGGGGCACGUUCAGUCACCGGCACCACGUUCUCCAUGACCAGGAAGUUGACCGGAGGACGUGUGUCCCCAUGAACCACCUUUGGCCUGACCAGGCCCCCUACACUGUGUGCAACAGCUCCCUCUCAGAGUAUGGAGUCCUGGGCUUUGAGCUGGGCUAUGCCAUGGCAAGCCCCAAUGCCCUGGUCCUCUGGGAGGCUCAGUUUGGUGACUUUCACAACACGGCCCAGUGCAUCAUCGACCAGUUCAUCAGCACCGGCCAGGCCAAGUGGGUGAGGCACAACGGCAUCGUACUGCUGCUGCCCCAUGGCAUGGAGGGCAUGGGCCCGGAACACUCCUCAGCAAGGCCUGAGAGGUUCCUGCAGAUGAGCAACGAUGACUCCGAUGCCUACCCCGUGUUCACUGAGGACUUCGAGGUGAGCCAGCUCUACGAUUGCAACUGGAUUGUUGUCAAUUGCUCCACACCGGCCAACUACUUUCACGUGCUGCGCCGCCAGGUCCUGCUGCCCUUCCGCAAGCCGCUGAUCAUCUUCACACCCAAGUCUCUGCUGAGGCACCCAGAGGCCAAGUCCAGCUUUGACCAAAUGGUAUCUGGGGCCAGCUUCCAGCGGGUGAUUCCUGAGGAUGGGGCUGCGGCGCAGACUCCUGAGCAGGUGCGGCGGCUCAUCUUCUGCACUGGAAAGGUGUACUACGACCUGGUGAAGGAGCGGAGCAGCCAGGGCCUGGAGGAACAAGUGGCCAUCACCCGCCUGGAGCAGAUCUCUCCAUUCCCCUUCGACCUGAUCAAGCAAGAGGCAGAGAAGUACCCGGGCGCAGAGCUGGUGUGGUGCCAGGAGGAGCACAAGAACAUGGGCUACUAUGACUACAUCAGCCCGCGCUUCAUGACCAUCCUGAGUCGGGCACGGCCCAUAUGGUACGUUGGCCGUGACCCAGCGGCUGCACCAGCCACAGGAAACAGGAACACUCACCUGGUUUCUCUGAAGAAGUUUCUGGAUACUGCCUUUAAUCUCCAGGCCUUUGAGGGCAAGACAUUUUAGAGCUGGCAAGGCCUGGCUGGGUAUUGCUGUGGGACUGGCUGGUGAGGGGAGGGACGGGUGUGCUCCUGCCCAGGAGAGGGGCUGUCCAGAGCCCCAGGAUAAAAUAAUACUCACAUAAGUGAUUAAGGCCAAAGGUAGGUGCUGCUGGCUUCAGUAUUAUGCUACCUUGGACCUUGGUGUUUGUUUAUGUCAGAAUCUGUUAGGACUGAGCAAGCCAGAGGGCUCUGAUAGAUGGGCUGUAGUUCAGGAGUGUUUCCCCGCUUGCCCUGGUCUUCCUGAAAUUUUUGUGUGACUUCUCCAUCUGUGCUGUUCGUGUCUCUGCAGACAGCCACCCAGGAGCCCAUGUCUUUGGCCCCUAUCUCCCAUCCUGGUAGAUCUGGUUGCUGCUUACCCUGUCCUUGUUCAUUUGUAGAUUCAAGGAAUGUUCUGUUUUGUGCUCUUAGAAAUAAAGAUUUCAGCAAUAACAACCAGGUGAAGCAAAACCAUGCCAGGUGAUUUAAAUGUGCUCUGUUUUAUGGAGCGUGUCAUAAUGAGGUAUGUCAGCUUCUGUGUGAAAUACAGCCGCAGCUCAAGUGUACCAAAGCAGAAAACCAAAUAACAGAAAUAAAAAAGUGCUUAAGAGAGUUUUUCUGUUUUCAUUUCAUGUAAAACUGGGGAAGAGGCAUAUGGUUUAGAGAAGGUAGGGAAUGGGGAGGGAGAACAAACUAAACAUGUAGAGGAUGAAAUAUCUGCCUCCAUUGGACAGAUUUUCUUUGGAGCACUAGGCAAUGUUUGCAAAUCUGUUGGCAUGUCCACUCUAGCUUUUGUUGGUUUUGCUUCCCCGCAGAGAUGCUGGGAAAGGUGCAGCACAGGAGGGAUGUUUUGCUUUCUGCAAAGCAUUUAUUCAUUUAUCCCUUCUUAGAGUACUUUCUCUGUGCUACACUCUGAGGCCUGGGUGAAAGUUACGUUGGAGGUAACUGUGGAGGGUUGUGGGAGUCAAGGAGGCCUCCCUGGAGGAGGUGGUAUUUGAAGGAAGAAGAGUCCUAAAGGAGAACCAGGAGAGAUGAACCUCUCAUGGAGCAGACCUAGAAAUACCACAGGGUUGGGGUGGGUAGCCUAAAGGAACAAUCAACCUGAAGUUGGAGAACAGUCUGUUAAGUUCCAUCAGCCUCAAAUAGAGCUUAUUGGGAUAUGCUUUGAACCACACCGCAGGAGCAGGAGCAGGAGCAUUCUUUUCUUAAUGUUUAUUUUUGAGAAAGAGAGACAGAGCAUGAGCAGGGGACAGGCAGAGAGAGAGGGAAACACAGAAUCCGAAGCAGGCUCCAGGCUCUGAGCUGUCAGCACAGAGCCCGACACGGGGCUUGAACUCACAAACUGUGAGAUCAUGACCUGAGUCAAAGUCGGAUGCUUAACCAACUGAGCCACCCAGGCAUUCCCAUACCACAGGAGCAUUCUAAGUGACAUAAAGUAAAAAUAAUUACAGCUGCCUGUAUCAUGUGUCUGUUGUGUCCUGGACCCACUGCCGGGGUUUUGCAUAUGUUACUAAAUACUGUUUAACCUUCAUCUUGGCUUUGCAUGCUGGGAAUAUGCCCAUUUUACAGACGAAGAAAUUGAGGUUCACAUGAAAUUAUUUGCCCAGGGUCACUUGCCAAGUGGACUUGGCCUCUGCCCAUAAGACUGCAUUGCUGCCCUUGGGAAAUCAGCUCUUCCCAUAUCAUGUGUUCCUGGCUCCGUGGAGACCCAGUGGUCUGGGCUCUCCCUGCAGUCAGGCCGUGGCCAGCAGGGAUGCACCUGGGCUAGGCAGAGUGCCUUCAUACUCAGGAGGCGGAUAGUUGGGCUGUCCUGCCUAUAGCACACAUUGCCCCUUCUUCACUCUCAAGUGUAGAAAGGCUACACACAGGCUGGUGAAGACCAGCUGGUGAGAUCACUGACCUGAGGAAAACCAACCUCAUGAAACGAGGGGUCUAAACUCCACAAACAAGAACUAAUGCUGGGAAGUGAAAUUGAGCUUACAAAACAAAGGCUUCAAAUGAACUGAAAUAACUUCGGGAGGCAAGGAGGAUAUUGCUACUAUGAAACAAUAACAGACAAUGACCAUAUAGAUAUUUAGAAAAUACCAACUAUUGCCCAAAUAACCUCAAUGGAUGGCCUGAAUAGCAGAACGGACACAGCUGCAAUGCGAAAUAAUACAUUUGGAGAUGAGGCCAAGGAACUCUCCAAAAAAUGCAGAACAGUGAACAAAGAUGUAUUUAAAAGAGUGCUUUAAAGAGUAAGUAUAGAUCCUGCAGUUCUGACAUACAUGUAACAGGAGUCCCAGGAGGAGAAAGCAUGAGGGGAUCUUGUGGUGAUGGAAAUAUUCUUUUGACUGUACAAUGUCAGAGUUGCGGUUGUGACAUUUUACUGUAGUUUUUCAAGAUGUUAUCAUUGGAGAAAUUUGAUCAAGGCUACACGGGAUAUAUUUCUUACAACUGCAUGCAGCUGGAGAAUUAUAAGAAAUAAAGGAGUUUCGUUUAACAAUGAAUUAUUUGCUUCCAGUUAUCAAGUUGGGAAAACUUGUAUAAUUUGGAUACAAAUCCUUUGUCAGAUAUAUGUUUUAAGAAUAUCAUCAGUCUAUGGCUGGUAGUUUAAU